UGGAGUGGAGUUUGUCUGCCCCUAGCCCUCUGCAUCGCUGGUGUCUAUCAGGUGGUCAGGCAGUUGAAGGGACAUAUAUCGACUCACUCAGUUGAUACACUUGCUGAGCUGUUCACAAGCCCCUGUCAGAUCACUAUUGAAAAUAUAUACCACUAAGAACAAUGGGAAAAUUCUCCGGUCGCCGUGCAUUGGUGACAGGUGCUGGGAGCGGCAUCGGACGCGCCACUGCUUUGAAACUGGCUGAAAUGGGAGCUGAAGUAUUUGCUCUGAGUAAAACGCUCGCCAAUUUGGAAUCACUCAAGCAAGAGUGUCCCAGUAUCAACAUCAUCCCCGUAAACUUAGAAAACUGGACAGAAUCAAGAGAAGCAGUGAAGAAGAUUACACCCAUCCACCUCCUGGUCAAUAACGCCGCUUAUGCAGAGGUAGCACCUUUCCUGGAGGCUUCACCGGAGUGCUUUGACAAAACAUUUAACGUCAACGUCAAGGCCGUCAUGAAUAUAUCCCAAGUUGUGGCUGGGGACCUAGUGGCAAGACAGUUACGAGGGUCCAUAGUCAAUGUAUCUUCCCAGGCAGGACAUCGUGCUUUACAAGACCACACUGUGUACGGCUCUUCAAAAAGUUCUCUUGAAAUGUUGACCAGAUCAAUGGGUCUGGAGCUGGGACCAAAAGGCAUCCGGACUAACGCCGUGGCGCCAACGGUAGUCAAGACACCAAUGGCUCUGGUGGGAUGGUCGGACCCUGUCAAGGCGGCUGGAAUGAUAUCCAAGAUACCCCAGGGGAGGUUUGCUGAGGUGGAGGAAGUAGUGAACGCUAUCGUGUUUCUGUUAUCAGAUGAGAGUGACAUGGUGAAUGGGCACUCCUUACCAGUUGAUGGAGGAUAUUUGGCAGCAUAAAUCUUUCAUCUUGUUAUUCAGUACUGCCUAGCACAUCCAAUAAAACAAAUUUUUGUCAAAA
Messenger RNA from Portunus trituberculatus (swimming crab), 954 nucleotides. RefSeq names its product L-xylulose reductase-like. The transcript has a single exon. Gene Ontology annotation, biological process: glucose metabolic process; xylulose metabolic process. Gene Ontology annotation, molecular function: carbonyl reductase (NADPH) activity; L-xylulose reductase (NADPH) activity. Lineage: Eukaryota; Metazoa; Arthropoda; Malacostraca; Decapoda; Portunidae. Bases 162 to 893 code for a protein of 243 amino acids. The record is from RefSeq and is a predicted model, not a curated record.